AAAGAUCCAUCUCGAGGCUUGCAGCGAGUAAGUCAUUGUGGGCGGCUUUUUGUUGGCACAAAACACAAAAAACGCCUACUGACAACUGACAUUGGAUGAGUGUAGAGCAGCUCGUGUUGGUAUGAAGUUUCUGAGAUCCGGCGCUACUGCUCCCGAGGCUGUCGAAGCUGCUAUAAAGUGCCUCGAGGAUAAGGAGAUCACGAAUGCUGGCUUCGGAAGCAAUCUCAACAUGGACGGAGUUGUCGAAUGCGACGCAACCAUCGUCGACCACUUGGGAAGAAGCGGUGCUUGUGGCGCCGUCCCUGGUAUCAAAAACCCGAUCUCUCUUGCCAAGGUGAUUCUCGAUACCAGUAGCCAGCCCUUAUCACUCCGCCGCGUCCCGCCCAACAUUCUGGUGGGGCAGGGGGCAACUGAGUUUGCCGAAGAACAUGGGAUACCAAGCACUGUCAACGAGUACCUCGUCUCAAAGAAUGCAAAGGACCGCUAUCUCCGUUGGAACGAUGACCUGAAGAAGGCUGAUGCCAAGCUAAAUUCUGCCGCGGCUUUCGCCUGCAGAUAUCAGGAGAGCGAGCCGAAGAGGUCGUUAACUCCGAAUGAUUAUGACAAGGCAGCGAAUCAAGCCGGUCUCAACCAGGGGCGAGACCACGCCAGUGCUAUCCUGACUGGGACGUGGAAUGAGGGCCAGCCCGAUUCGCCAUAUUCCGGAGGCUCUCCUCUUGGGGAAAAUGGGUCACCUAUUGUUACAGCGGCUCCGACUCCACCCCGGUCUGCCCCGGGCCCAGCACAGAGAGUGACGACGACAACGACAAGUAGGGCCACGGACCGAAGUCCCCUAAACUUCAUGACUUCCGCCUUCCAGUCACGCGUGACUCAGUCUUCGUCCAAGCGGCCCAGGAUUCGCAAGAGCCUGAGCGACAACACCGCCUGUCUCGCGGCCAAGUCGCCUUCUCCAGCAGGAUCGCCCCAUGAUGGGUCAGAUGAUUUUUCAUACUUCGACGACCGUGAUAUUUAUGCCUCGGACUUGGCUCACGAUCGGUCUAAGAAGCCAAAGACGAGUAAAUACCACAAGGGCAUGCCGAGCCAAGAUCAAGACACAGACCUGGUGACGGACACUAUUGGUGCCAUCGCCAUUGAUUUGAAUGGUAAUAUCGCAGCAGGGUCGUCUUCUGGAGGAAUCGGGAUGAAGCACAGGGGUCGAAUCGGCCCUGCGGCCCUGGUAGGCAUCGGCACUGCCGUUGUGCCCGAAGAUCCCGAGGACGACAACGGAACGUCUGUGGCGGCCGUCACCAGCGGAACUGGCGAGCACAUGGCUACGUCCCUCGCCUCGGCGAAAUGUGCUGAGCGGCUAUUCUAUGGUACUAGACGUGGGCCCGGGGGGUUGAGCAUCGAGGAGUUGGACGAGCACAACUUGAUGGAGGCCUUUAUUCUUGACGACUUCAUGGGACAUCCAGGGGUCAGGAACCAGCCUUCAACUGGAGCAAUUGGGGUAAUGGCUGUGAAGAAGGACCGUACUGGCAUCUACUUCUACUUUGCUCAUAAUACCGACUCCUUCGCCCUCGCUUCCAUGUCGACUACAGAACGCGACCCGGCUUGUGUCAUGUCGCGCCUCGGAGAGGGCCGUCAGGUGACACAAGGUGCGCGGAGGAUUCGAAUCGACUAGCACGCUUCCUUUGAGUCAAUCCUUUACGGAAUACAUGGCGUUGGUGCGGGUUUUUAGAAGUGUUUCGGGUUGGAAAAUGCUAGAAAAAAGAACUGCACUGAAAGAUUGGCGUAACUGCG
Messenger RNA from Lasiosphaeria miniovina, 1779 nucleotides. RefSeq names its product nucleophile aminohydrolase. The coding region runs from base 122 to 1660 and encodes 512 amino acids. The record is from RefSeq and is a predicted model, not a curated record. Gene Ontology annotation, biological process: protein maturation. Gene Ontology annotation, molecular function: asparaginase activity; threonine-type endopeptidase activity; beta-aspartyl-peptidase activity. Gene Ontology annotation, cellular component: cytoplasm. The transcript has 2 exons. Lineage: Eukaryota; Fungi; Ascomycota; Sordariomycetes; Sordariales; Lasiosphaeriaceae.